Patiria miniata (bat star) is the source of this 3574-nucleotide messenger RNA. RefSeq names its product dipeptidyl peptidase 9-like. Lineage: Eukaryota; Metazoa; Echinodermata; Asteroidea; Valvatida; Asterinidae. Gene Ontology annotation, molecular function: serine-type peptidase activity; dipeptidyl-peptidase activity. Gene Ontology annotation, biological process: proteolysis. The coding region runs from base 144 to 2702 and encodes 852 amino acids. The transcript has 17 exons. The record is from RefSeq and is a predicted model, not a curated record.
AGCGCCCUCAAUCGAAACUCGAAAGAAAACCAACCGGCGAGAAUCGCCUACAUUUGGUAAGAGAUCAGGAACUAAGCUGCCAAGGAGGUCGUGAAAAAGGUGUCCAAAUAUUCUUCAUUGUCAAAGCUUUGUCAAAGCUUGCCAUGGCUACCGGACCGACGGCAACCUCCAUGCCAGACUCAUCCCUCUCCCAUCCCCAACACACAUCCUGUCGAGAGGUCAAGCGUAGCUGGUAUGACUUCCACUCAACCGUCAAGGCCACAAGACGACUGCAGACAACCCUGAGCAACCGGGUGCCGUCAGAGUUCACCUUCCAGACCAUGCCGACGGUGGAAGGGGUCCGCACCCGACUCUACUUCCUUGGUGUCCCGCCUGGUAACCGGGAAAACACGUUGCUCUACUCAGACCUGCCAGACGAUGCAAGUCUAGCCUCGGACUCGCUCUCACUUGAGCCUCUACCCUGGAACCCGCUGUUGGUGCCCUUCAGAGGGUUAAACCACAUGGGUUUCUCCAAGGAGGAGCAGUUGCUCCGUGAGAGGAAGAGACUUGGCAUGUAUGGUAUCACCACGUACGAGUUUGAUCCAGAGUCCGGCAAGUUCUUGUUCCCUGCAAAUGGCAGUCUUUUUACUUGCCACGAUCCCAUGCUAACGAACCAGCCAGUAUUCCCCCGUGAGGUGGUCAGUCAGUGCCAGGGGGUACGUAUGGAUCCCAAGUUCUGCCCCUUCAACAGCGGCCUGGUAUCUUUCAUCAACAACAGUGACCUAUGGGUGACCAACACGAACACCGGUGAAGAGAGGAGGUUGACCUUUGCCCAUAAAGGAUUGCCUAAUAUAGCAGAGGAUCCUAAGUCGGCAGGCGUGGCCACCUAUAUCAUUCAGGAGGAAUUUGAUCGCUACACUGGCUACUGGUGGCAGCCCCAGCCCACAGGCGUGGUCCCAGGGACGGGAAAAGUCAGGAUUUUGUAUGAAGAAGUUGAUGAAUCCGAUGUUGAGAUCCUGCACAUUGUCAACUCAUCGUACGGCGAACACGGCGUAGACGAUUACAGAUACCCUCGUUCAGGCACAACAAAUGCUAAAGUCACCCUGAAAUUGGUGGAGUUCUCUGUGGACACAGAAGGCAAGAUCACUGAUGUGAUUGACAAACAGCUGAGUGAGCCACUGACUAAACACUUCCCCUGGGUUGAAUACAUAGUGCGAGUAGGCUGGACACCAGACGGAAACAACAUGUGGGCCCAGCUCCUGAACCGUAACCAGCAGAGCACUGCAGUUAUCCUGAUUCCGCUGCAGUCAUUUGUUGCUGUCAGCAGCGACAACGAAAUGCAGGAAUUGGGAGAUGGCUCCACUGAAUCAUCAAUCAGAGUGCUGUAUGAAGAACACUCAGACCUCUGGAUUAAUGUUCAUGAUGCCAUUCAUUUCUUCCCACAAACGUCACCAGAUGAAAUCAGUUUCCUGUGGGCCAGUGAAGCGACUGGUAUCCGGCAGUUGUACUUCAUCACAUCAGCCCUGCAACAGCCUGGUGCCAUACCAGGAAACCUCAAGCCAGCCAUUUUACAGUACAAAAUGUUGACCUCUGGCAAGGGCGAGGUCAUAGGUCAGCAGCUGUGGGUUGAUGAGGUCAGCCAGCUGGUCUACUACAAAGCUCUGCAUGACACGCCCCUAGAAGAACACAUGUACGUCGUGUCCUACCAGAACCAUGGCCCACCAGUUCGGUUGACUGAGCUUGGCUACAAUAUACAGACUGUGGUUCUCAGCCCGGACCAGAGAUACAUGGCAUGUGUUCUGAGCAACCUGACCACACCACCAUUCAGCAGCAUCUUUCGGUUGUCAGUGACUGGUUCCCAACCAUUGAGCAUGGAUGCCAAGCCUGUGUGCUCAUUGCUUCCAGCAUCAGCUGUAGCACCCACCUGCAUCCCACCAGAGCUUUUCUCCUACACCAGCUCAGCCACCGGGGAGGAUAUGUACGGGCUCCUGUACCGACCCCACACUGUGCCAGACCCCAGCCAACCACCCUGCCAGCAACACCCCACGGUACUGUUUGUCUACGGCGGGCCUCAGAUACAGCUGGUCACCAACUCCUACAAGGGGGUCAGGCUGCUGCGGCUACAGACGCUGGCCUCGUUGGGUUAUGCAGUGGUGGUGGUGGACAGCAGGGGCUCCUCUAGGAGAGGCUUGAAGUUUGAAGGAGUGCUGAAGAAUCAACUGGGUUCGGUUGAGAUAGAGGACCAAGUAGAAGGCUUACAUUACAUAGCAGCCAAGACUGGCAUCAUAGACCUGAGUAGAGUUGCUAUCCAUGGCUGGUCAUACGGAGGUUACUUGUCUCUGGUGGGCCUGGCCAAAAAACCGGGCGUCUUCAAGGUUGCCAUAGCAGGGGCACCAGUCACCUGUUGGAGGGAGUAUGACACGGGUUACACGGAGCGCUACAUGGACACGCCCAUCAACAACCCAGCUGGCUAUGCAGCAGGCUCAGUACUCAACAUGGCCAAACACUUCCCUGAAGAAGAAAACCGUCUGUUGAUUGUCCACGGCCUCAUCGAUGAGAACGUCCACUUUGUCCACACCAGUCUCUUAGUGGAUGAACUAAUCAAGCACUGCAAGCCAUAUCAACUACAAAUCUAUCCACGGGAGAGACAUGGCAUACGUCGGCCUGAAGCUAGCGAGCAUUAUGAGACCAUGUUACUAAGCUGGCUGCAGGCUCACCUAUAGCAAGAACCAGAGAAGAGGGCGUGAGGAAAAGAAUCGGGUAGAGGGGUGGGAUAGCUUGAGAGACACGCCCUCCUUAAGGUUUACAUGCAUCUGUAAAUUGUAAGACGGACCCCAUGAUACCCCCCCCCACCCCGACAUGAUGCAUCAAGAAUGCGUCAAGAGUGCGUCAUGUUCUUCAUGGCUGUGACACAGGGAUGUGUUACUGACAGGGUGAGUCACUUUUCCUCAGAAGGUGCAUUACGAUCUUUGAAAUGUGGGUCAAAACUGUCAAAUACAUGCAAUUGUGUGUUAAAAAGCUAACGCGGAGGUUUGUAGAUUCUGCAAAAGGAGGACCCACUGUUGGACAAUGACACACCAUUCCCGGAGGUCAUGGGAUGCGUCACACAAUUGAUAGGUGCAUUACUACAGAAGAAAUGACGUUAUAAAAUCAGCUCACUGUAUUUUGUUGAAAAACCCCAUCACAAUGUACAGAGAUGCCACUUUUCCGGUUUUAACCGGAAUUCCGGUGUGUUUUUUUAAUCUCACAAAAUUCUGGUUUUUUCGGCCGUCAAAAGAAACUGCAAAAAGAGAAGAAAAAAUGUGGAAAUGCGUUGAUUUUUACCUCGUUAGCGCUCUCGAGUUUACAUGAUGUAAGGAUUGCGCAGGCACGGCACAACGUUGUUCGUUGAAGUAGUCUUAAAAACAAGUCUUUGUUUUUGCCGAUCCUGCAUGCGAUACAGGCGGCCAACGUUCUCGCAUGCAGUAUACAAUGGCGCCUCGCGUGCUGCACUGCGUGCGGGCGUGUUGUGUGCUAAGCACACAAGGCAUUCAGCCUGGAAAUCAAGUCUAUCAUUUCAGUUAUCGGUGGUUUCCGAUCGCAGUGAAAUAUGUCA